CAAUAACAAUAAUAAUCGUCGAUAAGUUGUUUCAUGAAGUGAACCUGAAGAGUAACCAUACAUUGCUAAGCAGGCCAUUGUAAAAAAGUAUUCAUAAGUGCAAAUAGAAGAAUUAUAAUUAUCAGUGAUAUCACCUGUGAUUGAUCAAGCAUUUUUUUGAUUGCUGUGUGUGAUAUAAUACAUUGAAAAUUCGUCAUUGAAGAAUCUACUAAAACAACGCUAUCCUAGAACUCAUCCUCCUGGUAAGGAUCGUUUCUGCUUUUCAACCAGCGUUCACCAACCCCUACGCCAAGAGAGUGCGACAAUUCCGAAAGUAGAACCCCAGACUCCCCGAAGCUCAAGUUUCGCGUUUCGUCGACUCAUUUUAACCAGAAAAAAUUACCAGCACAACAGGCAUGGCGUUCGCCGCAGCGCGAAUGAUAUUAAAGGACAAAAGACGUAAAACGUCAAAAGAAGACUUCGCUCCAAGAAACAGAAGUAAGGCCCGCAACAAACCCGCAGACGGCGGCGGCCACGUCAACCAGAAGGGGCAGGCGGGCCAGAAGACGCCCGUCACCGCGCAGAAGAAUGCGCAGGCCAAGAGCGCGCAGAAGCCCGCGCAGAAGCCCCCCACCGCGCAGAAGGGGCAGAGUGUUUGACAAAAACAACGAUGGGCUGAUAUCAUCCACGGAGCUUCGCCACGUCAUGACGAACUUGGGAGAGAAGCUGUCGGACGAGGAGGUGGACGACAUGAUCCGCGAAGCUGACUUGGACGGCGACGGAAUGGUGAACUACGAAGAAUUCGUCACAAUCCUGACCUCCAAGAAUUAGUUGCGAGGCCAGGAGUAACCGCCGGGCGUCCGGGGAGGAGCAAGGAAGGACGCCGGCGAUCAGAGGAGGUGGAAGAGGAGCAAGAGGAGGAGGGGAAGGAAGAAGGGGGAGAAGAGGAGGGGGCGGAUCAGAGGAGGCGGCCAUUGCGCCUGCGCCGUCCGCCCUUCGACGUCGGUCGCGCCCAAAACAUUUGAGUUUCUCGUUUCACCACUCGGUUGCAAAACAAUCAGUUUCAUUCAGACGCAGAAGUCCAAGGGAGAACAAAUCUUUAACAAGGUAUUGUACAUACAAAUUUUCAAUCAAUUUUAAUUAACAAAUUUGAAUACUAAUGCAACAAAUAUAUAUAUACACAAUCAUUUCUUCAUAUAAUAUGCAUACUCACGAUAAAAAAUUACUAUUCAUUUACACGUUUUUAAAUUCGUUAGAUCAUCAAAUAAAUCAUGAAAAUAUAUUAUCUUUUGAUAAGUGAUGUUUGAUUGCAUAUGCUCUAUGAACUCAAUAAGUGUUAAUGGAGUAAUUCAAAUAUUUUUUUGAGAUACGUACGAAUUUCAUACGUGAUGUGUACGAAAUGGGAACGUAUAAUUUUAAUACGGAUACGAUUGUGCGAAAUUAUUUAAAUGCAUGUGAACACAUGAUGUAUUAUAGGUAUUAUAUAAUUUAUAUAACAUUCAUUGACUUAAAACAAUGGCAAAGGUAAAUCAGAUAUUGUUGAUAGAUAUAGACAAUAAUCUUGUUAAGAUUUUUUAAAAUUUUUGUUGCUAAUUGGAACUGAGAAUUUAUUGCAACUUUUUCUCUCAAAAUUAAUGUAUUCGUCUAAUUUUUCUGUUCAAUGGCGUUUGCACUUGGUGAUAACUUUUUUUGAAUUCUCAAAAUACAAAUUCAGGGAAUGUGAAUUAUUAAAAUUUUAUUAAUGUACUUUGUUAUUUAUUAUUGGCUUUAGAAAACAUGCGCCGAAUAUACUAUGGCAGUGUAACUUAUAAACUAUUCAAUAUGUGUGCGCAAAUGAUGCGUAUUCUUGAUCAAAGGAAUGCCAACAUUGCAAAUAUUAUUUAUGGUACCGUAAACGUAAUUCAGAUUUGUGUAAAUCCAUUAGAAUGUAAAAGAGCUUUGUAUUAAGAGUCUAUGGUCAUCUCAUUUAAUGACAAAAGUCAGCAGCGAGUGUACCACGCAAAGCGUCGGUAUAUGUCACAUCGCUCCGGGAUGUAAUAUCUUCGAAUACCUAGACUUAUAUAUGUGGUCUGUUCUCUGUGUCUUUAAGAAGCAUCUAUCUCGUACACGACCAUUAGCCAUAAGUUUGUUGUGUUUUAGUUAAGAUGAUGUCAGAUGGAAGCAUGCGGUGGGGAUUCCCCGGCGCUUGUGGUGCGCUCUGGCGCUGCUAGCGUGAAAUGCGUCCUGCGUAGAGCUUUCGUUGUUCCCUACGUCCUCAUCCGUUCAAAGUGUGUAUUAAGUGUGCCCUCCCGGUGACGCUGUGAAUACGAGUGUUCACCAGGACGUGUCUACGUCCGGGUUUCGGAGCAUAAAAAUAACUCGUGACCUCCAGGCGGUCUCAAGAAUAUUCGUCCAUUGGUUUAUUUUGUGAUAUUACAAUUUGAGCAAGAAGACGUCCAGUUGUUGCCUAAUUAUUGAGUGUUUUACGUUUUGAGAUCGACAGUUCUUGUUUGAAGUUUCUAUAAGAGAUUACUUAACGCUUAGUGAAGCAGACGUUUCUCUUGGACCAAGUCCAGGAAGAGACGGCGUGGUUGGCACGCGAAAAUCAGGGUUGGCAGCUGCUUUACAUGGGCACCCACUGAAAUGAUUGAGCUCUGUCGUAACCGUGGGCUGGUGUGAAAGACGGUUCUGCAAUAAUGCAUUAUUCACUUUUGAAACGCCAUCCAUAUUUACCCGCGUAUUUCACCGGCGAAAACUAUCUUACUAUCACACGAUUAUCGCAUACCGUUUGAAAAUAAAUAUUCGAUCAGGAAUAAAAUAUACGGCAUAGAACACCGCGUUUAUAAGAAAAUUAUUUACAGUAUCAAAUUUAGUUUUUGAUGAGUAGCUCUAAUAAGAUUCAUUAUUAGACUUGUAUUCCUUCUGCUGAAUGAGUCUGAGAAAUGGUCAUGAAAGACUUUUCUGUGAUAAGGAAAAAGACACCAAUUUUUCGUAUAAAAUAUUGUUUCUCAUGUUCUUCAAGAUAAAAUUAAUACAGAUAUUUCUAACAAUCGACUUAUUAACCAAUGUCAUUUACAAUACAAAUUGACACCAGAAAUUGUGAACUACCGGAGGAAAUUCGAUAAUGAAAUCGAAUAUAUAUUUUCUCGUGAUUACCGAUGUGACAAACAUCUUUUAUGUAAAAUACUCAUGUAUUUAUUGUUAAUUUAUUUAGUGUUCUACUUUCUGAUUGAAAGUUUCACGGAACGAUUGUGAUUUCAGUGGGUGACUCUGAAGUCACAUUAAGCUGCAUGGUUAUCAAUUACGUUGUGUAGGAAGCAAUGUUUUGACACAUUAGGCAGUGUGAGACGCAAGGUGUAAGAUUGGGUGAAUAAAUAGAUGAAUCGUGACCUUAAGAAGUGCGUGUGAGUUCAAUUCUUAAUCAGAGGCUAGAUCGCGUGUAAGACGACGUACCUAAGACAUAAAUCCCGAUUAGGAUGCGUGGAGUUUCGAGCGCGUGUGCUUAACGCAAGUAUGUGUGCUGGUAUUGUACUGAAUGUGGGACUCUUAGAUCCUGCUUGUUUCUGAAGGGUAUUUUUCCUACAGCAAAUCCCCCAGAAUAUGUCUAGAUUACACGAAAAUGAGUAUUAGAAAAGUGACAAAACUGAAAUAUUUCAAUUCUAUUGUAAUUGUCAAUAUGAAAUACAUCAAUGAAACACUUGUACAUAUUUCUUAAAUAUGUCGGUUUCAAUUUUAAAGAAUAUUUCGCUAAGUAAAGAAUUUUAUAUUUUAAUUAUUCCAUGCAUGAAUUUCUAAUUCAUAGCGUUAAAAAGUGGAUUUUAGAAUGUAUAUUCUGAAACGAAAUAUAUCACCAUUACCUAUAAGAACUGUAUUUUCUCUAAACGCAGGGUAUUAAGCUAAUAUAAAAGUUACUUCGAGUGCAUAUGCAUUAAAAAGCACCGUUACAAUCAAGCCAAUCUAUACUUAUAGUGCAAAAUAUCCUAUAAAUGUUAUUUAAUGUUUAAACACAAAAUGUUGAUACAAGUAAGAAAUACCUUUAGAUAUUGCAACAAAUUUACACAGCAAUGCUUAAAAGUCUUUAGAGAAUAUUGCUAUCGCUGGCGAUAGCUUUACGAGAAAUGACUAGAAUUUCCCGGCUUUGUCAAACGCAAUACUAUUCCAUCUGGCACCAUCUUAUGAGCAAGCUCUUAGGAAGCAAGUGAUGCCUUUCAGAAGAGGUGUACAUCGUUCCCAGUCCGCCACAUGCAUGUGCGCACGUGGGAGUAUUUUGCAUAGCGCAAGUUUAGUAGUCUACUAAUAUAGGUUUGGUGGAGUUGCGGAAAUUUUUAUACACCUUACUGGUCAAGUAGCUGGGCGUUGGAUCUCAGGAUGUUUCGAAAUUCAGAAGUAUGUUGAGUAUUUCAUAAUCGAGAUAUUUAUACUUGGUGUUUCGUUGAUCUAUUGGAUCACCAAAUUCAGAUGAGAAAUACGUGAGUUUAUUAUUCUACUAUGUGUGUUUGGUGAAGUAAAAUGUUCGUUUCAUUUUUCGAGUAGUCGAACUACUUUGGUUCUUGGAUAUCGUUAAAUUGAAUGCUUAAUACUACAAAAGCGCUAUUUUCAUUGUUCCUCUUGUUAUUAACGAAAUAAAAUUCUUUCCUUCACAUUUUUAUUAUACAUUAUAUCACACACCUUUGUCUAAAUAUGUAUAAUGCAAUUUCAUAAGAAUCACGCCUAUAUCACAACCUUUGAACUAUGUAAUUAAAUAUAGGCAGACUCUUGGUAGGAUGUGUUGUGGGCAUUUUGCCAGUGUCACACAAGUUGAAUCUGUAAUAUUUGUGCUUUGAAGUGAAAAAACAAGAAUUAUUACGUCAUUAAUAUAAUUUGUUUGAAACAUUUUGUGUACAUUCAUUAUCGUGAUUUCGGUGAAGACGCUACAAUAAGAACCAAAUUUCCCACCAUUGAAUACAAUGCAACGUUGAAUGUAUUUUCCAAGCUCAUGGCUGAAGUGAUGUGGAAGCAAACAGCAGAUAACUCAAGUCUUCCGUUUUUAAAUUAAAUGGUUUAGUUAGGUCUACGGGCAGAUUGUAUUAGUUUUUUACUGAACAAUAUUUCUUGUUUCUGAUUUAGAUGGCGCGCGUAAUUAACAAAUUUUGAUUAGUGCGCUUGAAAGGGUUCUUUUAAGACAUGCCUCAUUGCCUUUUUGUGAGUCAGUAGCGUACCCAGAAGGAAUUGGCUCCUUUAAUACAUCAUUACAUACGCGUCGCUGCAUAGUAUUAUUCUCGAAUCGCACACUUUGAUAUGAUACGAUUUUCAGACGAGUAAAGGCUGCAACUGAGUACCAAAGCAGGUCUUAUAACGUAGCACGGAUUUAAUAGUCUGAUUAUUGAACGCAUUUAGACUCAAAGCAAUGCUGUCUUUUUACCUUCUGAAGCCCUAGUUGUAUCUUUGAUGCCCAAGGACACCUGAAACACCAAAUACGUCGUUCAAUCAACGGCGUGAACCUCAAAGCUCUCUUCCCGACAGUUACGCUACUGACGACGGCCUUGCAGAUUGGAACAGACUGCCAAGUUGUUAUUAUUUGUGGCACUAAACUCUCUCGAGUAGUGAGUAAAUUCAAAAUACGAUCGCGCGAAGUACUGUGGCGAUUGAUUUAAGUAUGAACUCAUAACUAAGCAUUAUCAGCCGUGGACCGUCAUUGUUGAAAUAUAAUGUCAGUGUUUGCAGAGUUAAACCUAGAAAAAAAACUUCUGAAAAGAAAGUUGCUGUUCAGCAGCAAAUCAUAAGCUGAAAAUAUUUUAUUCUGGAGAUAUUCUCAUUAGAAUGGGGUGGCCGUAUACGAAUAGAGCACAGAAAGGAUUAGAAAUGCAAUUUAGUAUGUGUGUGCUUGAUGUGAAUUUGUCAUUGAUUCGUUCGUUUCUGCUGCUUCAGCUUGGAAAUUUAGUCCGGAAUCUCGAGUUAACAUUGAUAAUGGUUUUUACACAUUAGUUGCAAAGUUUAGAAGGAAACUUGAAAUAAGUAUAAUGCAGACAAUUUGGCAGCAUUAAUUCGUGUGUAACUAGAAAACUGAAUUAUUUUUGCUUUGAUGAAUGGGUCUCGUGUUGCGAGCCCCUGAAGUGGAGGUUCUUGACGUCUAAAAAUGUCGAAAAGAAAGCUAUUAAAAAUGACGGUCCAUCCAAAAGGUGACUACAUUUAUUGCUUUAGUUAAUGUGAUGAAUGUGGUCAUCUCGCCUUCAGAAAGAUACUCUCAGAGAAAUGAGACACCAUUAUACACUUCUUAUUUGUAUUCAUUGCGUCACUAAGGUAAUCCCGCACUUGUGUUGGUCAUAUAAAACAUUUUUAUAUAUAUUGUACAUUUGUAUUGCAGUUCUGCUGACAUUUGAGUCCAUAGAAAUAGCAAGAUAUUUUGUAAAAUAAAAUCAAAUUGUUUUGGGUAAAAUUAUUUCUUCGUAGCGUAAUCUAUAAAUGUAAGUGUGAUAUGGCAUUAGAUAUAUAUCGUAGAGCCAUCUUUUGAAUUGUUUGCAGUCUGUUUAGAAUUAUGUUGAUGUCAUAGUCAAUAGUAUAUAGAGCUGUUAGAAGUUCAUGAGUCUACUGAUGUUGUUAUGCUGUUGUUUGUUGUGUUGUCUGGAUCCUUUGAUUAUUUUUAAAAGAUAACAUUCUGGAAAAUGUUUCCAAAGACCAUCAUCCUGUAGUUACGCACAAACAUGUGUAUUUUAUAAAGGAUGUUGUUCUACUACUUUACUGAGCUCUUUGGUUUGUGUUGUCAUCUGUGAAAUGUAUCAUCUUCAGGUUGAGUUAAUGGUAAACCACUCAUAAAUAUUUUAUUACCGUAAAAGCAUUUCCUGAUAUUACUCAAUUUGACCUUUAUCUCUAAAGCUUUUUCGUGUUUUAUAUUCGUCGAAUCCCACCAAACAGAUAGCAAUGCAGAUCAAAGACUAUGCGAUGAUUAGGAAUAGGUGAGUGCUAAUAUGUUGCUCCAAUGGAUCUAGGUCCCAAAUAUAUAUUUGUGUGAAAAAACAAAGCAAAUACGAAAAAGACCUACAAUUCCUUUCAUGGGUACCUUCAAAUAUAUGGUAAAUGCAUUGUUGUAUCUUAGAAUGCAAAACGAUACCCAGUAUCUUACUGUAAAGCUAUUUACGUCUAUGUUGAACUAAAUAUUUGCCUCCACAUAAAAAUAAUCAUGAAUCUUAAAGAGAAUUAUAAUUACAAAUUUUUAAAUAUUGAAAGAUGAAUUUUAAAACUUGUUGGUAUUUCAGUAAUCAAGUGUCGCUUUGUUUGAAGUAGAUGUAAUUUCCAUCUAAACAGCGAUUGAUUAAAUGUCUAAUCACUAUAUUAAUCUAAACUAUAUAUAAAAAUAAAUCAUAAAAUUAUAAGGCAUAUAAGUCAGUGUCAUUCAUGUGUGCGCGAAAAUGUUUGUUGAUAAGAAAUAAAUAUAUGGAACAUGCACUAGACAGUGAUUUAAACCCAAAUCAACUAUGUUUUAUAAAUGUCAUGCAAUGGCGUUAAACAGGUUUACGAUAACAUAAAUUGUAGAAAAAUCAUAUAUAUUGUAUAUGGUAUUGUGAAUUUGUGAUAGAUACCCUUUUUUGAAAAAAAAUCAAGAAAGGUUUCUUUUUCUGUGAGCAUAUAAUGUAAUUGGGAUGACAUCAAUGAUUGUUGGGUAGGAGAAAAAUAUAACCAUU
Gryllus bimaculatus (two-spotted cricket) is the source of this 7616-nucleotide messenger RNA. NCBI's taxonomy places the organism in Eukaryota, Metazoa, Arthropoda, Insecta, Orthoptera, Gryllidae. The record is from the annotation of a GenBank genome assembly.